Cuscuta campestris is the source of this 1638-nucleotide messenger RNA. Lineage: Eukaryota; Viridiplantae; Streptophyta; Magnoliopsida; Solanales; Convolvulaceae. The record is from the annotation of a GenBank genome assembly.
AGGCACUCAAUUCUCCGAAAUGAGUGCUCCCAUGGAAGUUUCAAUGGAGAAUGCCCCUAGUGUAGAGUGUUCCGAGCAGAAUGGUGUACUUCCGGAGCCGCCUCCACCGCCGAAAUCGCCCCCCGCUGCCAUGAUCCAGGAGGAGAAGAUCCACGUUUCAGUUGAGGUUUGUUUGAAGCCGUCAAGUACUGCUCGCGUAGAUGACAUCCGGUUGGCUGUUGAAAGCAUGUUGGAAAGGAGGAGUAUGAGCUAUGUUGAUGGUCCUAUUCCAGUGCCACUGGAUGAUCCCUUCAUUGCAGACAAUGUGCAGAGAAUAUGCGUGUGUGACACAGAUGUGUGGCUGGAGGACGAUGGUAUUCUUUUAUUCUGGCAAGUUAAACCAAUUGUGCAUGUAUUUCAGCUUAACGAGGAAGGACCAUGUGAAGAAAUGAGUGGGAAUGGUCAGCUUUCUACAUUUAAUGAAUGGAUUCUUCCCGCCAAAGAAUAUGAAGGAAUGUGGGAAAGCCUAAUUUACGAAUCUGGUCUCAAGCAGAGGUUGUUGCGAUAUGCGGCAAGUGCUUUACUUUUCACUGAGAAGGGUGUUGACCCUUUCCUUGUAUCUUGGAACAGAAUUGUUCUUCUCCAUGGACCUCCAGGAACAGGCAAGACAUCUCUGUGUAAAGCAUUGGCACACAAACUCUCCAUUCGAUUUAACUCCAGAUAUCCACAGUGCCAAUUGAUAGAAGUUAAUGCACACUCCUUGUUUAGUAAAUGGUUUUCUGAAAGCGGCAAGUUGGUUGCUAAUAUGUUUUCUAAAAUUCAAGAAAUGGUCGAGGAUGAAAGCAAUCUUGUAUUUGUAUUGAUCGAUGAAGUUGAAAGCCUUGCUGCUGCCAGAAAAGCUGCAUUGUCUGGUUCUGAACCUUCAGAUUCGAUACGGGUAGUGAAUGCACUGUUAACACAGCUUGACAAGUUAAAAUCAUCACCAAAUGUCAUAAUUCUUACAACAUCCAAUAUCACCGCCGCUAUAGAUAUAGCUUUUGUGGAUCGAGCAGAUAUUAAAGCGUAUGUGGGACCUCCAACGCUUCAAGCACGCUAUGAAAUACUGAGGUCUUGCUUGCAAGAGCUACUAAGGGCUGGAAUAGUGUCACAUUCACCCAUGCCGGGUGGUGAACGGCUCUUUUUCCCGGUAUUUUCUAGUUUGAGAGACCACAUUGGCAAAUCACCGACUCCGGAGUCCCAAUCACAGUCCCAGCUCUGCAAACUUUUGCUUGACGCUGCAGAAGCAUGUGAGGGGUUGAGCGGAAGAUCACUCAGAAAGCUUCCCUUCUUAGCACAUGCAGCACAGAAGAAUCCCCACGUCUGCGAACCCGAAAAGUUUAUGUAUGCACUGAUAGAAACGGCCAAACGCCAGCGAUUAGAGGCAUCUGAUUGAGUUGUGGAUUGCAGCAGACCAGCAGGUAAGGAUUGUUGUAACAAAAGAUGCACAGAGAAGUUUUGGCAGGUACAUACACUUUCAUGGAUGUGCAUGAGUAAUUUACUUAUUACUCUUAUUAAAGUCUUAUUCUGACUUGACAUAUUUUAAGGCAAAAACAAAAAAAAGUGUUGACUUUCCCAUUUUACCCCUCAAAAGUAAAAGAUUACUCCGUUAAUGAGUUUGGG